This is a messenger RNA of Aureobasidium musti, 390 nucleotides long. The record is from the annotation of a GenBank genome assembly. NCBI's taxonomy places the organism in Eukaryota, Fungi, Ascomycota, Dothideomycetes, Dothideales, Saccotheciaceae.
AUGCCAAUCGUACAUAUCGUUUUGUUCAAGUUCAAGGAGAGCACCGACCCAGCAGUUGUCAAAGAUAUCUGCAAUCGUAUGCUUAGACUCAAAGACACAUGCCUACACCCUGAAACCAAAGUACCUUACCUCAAGUCAUACUAUGGUGGAGGAAGUAACAACAGUCCCGAGGGAGCUGCAGUAAGAGCAUCCAACAUGAGCAGCAGGGUCACCCCACUGACAACAACANNGCAUGGCCUUCAGUAUGGGUUUGUCUCAGAGUUCCAGUCAGAGGCCGACAGGGACUACUAUCUGAACAAGGAUCCUUCUCAUCUCAAGUUUGUGGAAGAUGUGGGCAAGAUCGUUGACUCGGCUACCGUGUUUGACUUUGAGCCGGGUGUUAUGUCGUGA